Gossypium raimondii (Peruvian cotton) is the source of this 2049-nucleotide messenger RNA. Its product is annotated as la-related protein 6B. NCBI's taxonomy places the organism in Eukaryota, Viridiplantae, Streptophyta, Magnoliopsida, Malvales, Malvaceae. The transcript is spliced from 10 exons. Gene Ontology annotation, biological process: RNA processing. The record is from RefSeq and is a predicted model, not a curated record. Gene Ontology annotation, cellular component: nucleus. Bases 265 to 1731 code for a protein of 488 amino acids. Gene Ontology annotation, molecular function: mRNA binding.
UGUUGGUAAAGGUCGAGUAUAAAUAGGGCAGGAUGAAGGUUGAGUAAAGGUCGAGAAAUCCUCUCCAUUGUCGUCUCCCUUGGCGUCGUCCUUUGCAGGCAGGGCCCUCUCACUCUCAGUCUCCGCAGCCAGUAAACCCUACCUAGUCAAAGAUAUAUCCUCCGCUCCCAAUCUCCCAAUUUUUUAUUUGCUGUAAUUUUUUCAGAAAAAAAUAAGUUAAAAAAAAAGGAAUACCAAAUUCUAAAAUCUCUAUAUCCCCAAAUCAUGGCCCUGCCAGAAACCCUAGAUUCCCCGCAAUCAUCAUCUUCUUCAGAUCCACAACUGUUCCGGAACUUGUCAUCCAGUCGGCUCAAUGCCCAGGCGCCGGAGUUUGUGCCUACUCGCUCGACGCCUCAGCAGCAAAGUAUGAGGAUGAUGAUCCCUCCUCCUCCGCCCCCUGGGAUCAUGCACGUCUACUCUCCUCCUCCUGCGCCGGCGGGGGCGGCGUUUCACCUCCCCGUGCCUAUCCCACCUCACUUGGUUCCCGUUCCCCAUCAUAUGUCCAUGAGAAAUCAUCAUCAUCAUCCUUACCAGAACCAUCAUCAUCGAGAGCAGGAAGUUGAAGCUGUUGCUAAGAAAGAUCAUCAGGAGCACAAGGAUCAUGGUUCGAUUUCCUCCAAAAACGGACUAUCUGAAGAAGCUACACUGAAGAUUUUGAAUCAGGUUGAGUACUAUUUUGGCGAUUUGAACUUGGCCACCACGGAUCAUCUUAUGAGGUUCAUCAACAAGGAUCCUGAUGGAUAUGUGCCAAUAUCUGUUGUUGCAUCUUUUAAGAAGAUUAAAGCCCUUGUAACUACUCAUUCCCAGCUAGCUACUGUUUUGCGGAACUCAGCAAAGCUUGUAGUUAGUGAAGAUGGAAAAAAAGUAAGACGCCAGCAUCCCCUUACUGAAUCGGAUAUGGAAGAGUUGCAAUCUCGUAUAAUUGUUGCUGAAAAUUUGCCUGAGGAUCACUGCCAUCAGAACCUCAUGAAGAUUUUCUCUGCGGUUGGGAGGUACAGAGACUAUUACAUUUCUAAAGAAGUUAUGAGCUCUAGUGUGAAAACAAUCCGUACCUGUCAGCCUCAACCCUCUGGUGGUGGGAUGUCUUCAGCAUCUAGGUCAGCAAAGAGUGAUGGCAUGCAUUUUAGUAACAAGUUGCAUGCAUUUGUGGAAUAUGAAACUGUUGAGUUGGCUGAAAAAGCUGUUGCGGAGCUUAACGAAGAGGGAAAUUGGAGGAGUGGCCUUAGGGUCCGUCUAAUGCUUAGACAUGUGUCAAAACCUGCUCAUGCAAGAGUGAAAAAGGGGCAUGAUGGAGAAGGUCAAUGUGAGGAAGAUGAUGUUUGUAUUUCUGAACUGCCUUCAAAUGGGAAACAACAAGAAGAUCCUUCUCAGUUGUCUGAUAUUCAUUCACAUGGGAAUCCUGCAAGUUCCAAUCCAAUUCUUAUAGGAGAAGAGCAUUCUAAUGAGAAAGAGUGUGGGCAGAAAAAAGGGAGAAACAGGGGCCGGGGUAAAGGACGUGGGCGGACUCAAUACCAUAAUAACCAUCAUAGUAGUCACGGAAAUCAUGUAGGCACUCCCCCUUCAGCUUCAAGUAAUUGGGUCAGCAAUGAGCAAGCUACUGGAGCAAAGCAGCCCCCUGGUCCUCGUAUGCCAGAUGGCACAAGAGGAUUUGCUAUGGGUCGAGGGAAGCCAGUUGCUGUUAAUACUGCAUGAAUGAAAUUUAUGCUACAUAAUCGUGCGACUUUGUGCAAUGUUAUAGGAGGGUAGGGAGAUGUGUGUUAUAAGUGGUGUUGGAUGGCCGACAGGUUUUCCUUCUGUGGCUAUUAGCCAUUAGUCGUAGUUGGAAAAAAAUUAUAUGAUUGGUGAGUGGGUCGAGUGACCCAUUUUCCUAUGAUUUUGUAUGUGGGUAUGGAAGAUGCAAAAACAUAUGCAUGUCUUAUGUUUUUUUUAGCUUUGAUUGAUGUAGUAAGUAGAUGACCAAUGCCCUAUAUUUAAUGAGUGAAUAAGGAAUAAUAUUUGUCGUUAGAAUAA